Messenger RNA from Anopheles stephensi (Asian malaria mosquito), 2404 nucleotides. Its product is annotated as glucose dehydrogenase [FAD, quinone]-like. The record is from RefSeq and is a predicted model, not a curated record. Bases 14 to 2122 code for a protein of 702 amino acids. NCBI's taxonomy places the organism in Eukaryota, Metazoa, Arthropoda, Insecta, Diptera, Culicidae. The transcript is spliced from 2 exons. Gene Ontology annotation, molecular function: oxidoreductase activity, acting on CH-OH group of donors; flavin adenine dinucleotide binding.
UUGUCUGCCAUUGAUGUUAUUAAGACACUUUGCCACAUCGAUUAUACUGCUGGCGUCAGUCUGUUUCCAGUACCUGUCCAGUGCGGAGCACAUUUUUCGCCUCCUCAGUAAUUGUGCCUUAGUGACUGUGCGCGUCCCUCAUUCCCUAACAAAAAUGAACGCAAUCGGUACGUACGAGGUACGGACGCGGCUUCUCUAUACGUCACGAAUCGGUACAGUGUUUCUGCUGUUGAUCGACGCAAGCAUAUGGCUACAGCGGCCAGACAUUGUGGAUUUCCAUCAUCGUGUUCAACCGAUCCCGGGACCAUUCAUACAGGACAUUUACGAUUUUGUGGUAGUUGGGGCUGGUUCGGCCGGUGCCGUGAUGGCAGCACGAUUGUCCGAAAUUUGUCACUGGGAUGUGCUGUUACUUGAAGCCGGUACAGACGAAACCUACCUCACCGAUGUACCGUUCCUCUAUCCAACGUUGCAGACGUCGCGUGUCGAUUGGAAGUUUCGCACGGAACCGUCGGACCAGUUUUGUCUCGCCAUGGAAGACCAUCGUUGUCGGUGGCCACGUGGAAAGGCACUCGGAGGCAGCUCAACCAUCAACGCAAUGCUGUACGUGCGCGGUAACCCGCGUGACUUUGACGCUUGGCGCGACCAAGGCAACCCGGGCUGGAGCUAUGAAGACAUGCUGCCGUACUUCCUGAAGCUGGAAGACAUGCGCGAUCCUCAGUAUGCGAACCUAUCCUACCAUGGCCAGGGUGGUCCGAUCAGCGUGGAACGAUACGGUUACCAUACGCCAUUGCGAAACCUGCUGCUGGCCGGGAUACGGGAGAUGGGUCUUACCAAUCGGUACGGUGAAGUGAAUGGGCCAGUGCAGAGUGGGUUUGCCGUACCGCAUGGUUCCAUCCGCAAUGGGUUACGGUGCAGUACGGCUAAAGGAUAUUUGCGGCCUGCAGCUACGCGCAAAAACCUUCACAUAUCGACCAAAACGAUGGUGCAGCGGAUUUUGAUCGAUCCGAAAGAUCGCCGUGCGUAUGGGGUGCAGUUCGAGAAGGAAGGCCGACGAUACUAUGUGAUGGUUUCGAAGGAAGUGAUUCUAUCGGCCGGUGCACUCAACAGUCCGCAUUUGCUGAUGUUGUCCGGGAUAGGACCACGGGAACAGCUGGAACGGCAUGGUAUUCGUGUGAUCCAGGACUUGCCCGGUGUUGGAAGGAAUUUGCAGGACCAUGUCGCAACCGGGGCUGGCGGGUACACGGUUCAAUCACCUCCCGGGAGCGGUCCAUUAGCGUACGAUUUCGCCGAUGCAGUCGGGGUGGAUACGUUGCAACGGUUUCUCUUUAACGGCGACGGGAUGCUUUACGGCAUGUCACUGUGUGAGGUGAUGGGCUUUUUGAACACCAAGUACCAGGAUCCGGCACUGGAUUGGCCAGACAUUGAGCUGUUUCUCGCUAGUCUUUCCGAUCUGACGGACGGUGGUCGGUUCGGUAAGCGUGGAUCAGGUAUGAGCAACCAGUACUACGCACAGGUAUACGAAGAACAGGUGUACAAAAACUCGUACAUGGUCAUACCGAUGUUAUCGCGCCCGUUGAGCAGUGGAUGGUUAGAGCUGGCAAGUGGAAGCCCGCACGAUCGCAUCCGCAUCUAUCCCAACUACUUCCACGAUCACAAGGAUAUGAUGGUGUUGAUCGAAGGCUUGAAGUUUGCCGAGGCUCUGGCUAACACUACCGCGAUGCGCAAAAUUAAUGCCACCUUGAUCGACUACUCUCGGUCCCCGUGUCGACAGGAACUAUUUCCGAACAAGGAUGACUUCUACAUCUGUUUGGUGAGACAUUACACGCAGACAAUUUACCAUCCGUGCGGUACGGCUAAGAUGGGACCUGUCACGGACCGGAUGGCGGUUGUCGAUCGUUUUCUGCGCGUUCACCACAUCGAUGGGUUGCGCGUUGUAGAUGCCAGUAUCUUUCCCGUCAUUACUACCGGUAACACGAACGUUCCAACGAUUGCAACCGGCGAGAAGGCGGCCGAUCUCGUUAAGGCAGCGUACGCAGCGGAUUUAAGGGCACACGCGGACUCGCUUCGGGAAUGUAAAACGCUCCACGAUGACUAUUCUGCCAAAGCGAUGGAACAGAGCUAGACGUGGGGAAUAGGAUAGCAAAUUAAACUGAACGAUAUUUUUCGGCGAGGUUAUUUAAGAAGUUGUAUUAACCUGUGUGCGAAUAGUUAAGGAAACUUAGGAUUAUCGGUCGGUCUCAUCAUGUCUUCAUUUUCAACCUAUUUUUGCCAGGUGUUGUAUCGUUUGUAGUAUAAGAAAAGCACAUGUAAAUAUUCAUACCAAUUCCUUUAAAAUCUGUAUUUAAUCUCACUGUAUUACCUAUAGUACAUUCAUAAAUUUUUAUUCACUACUAAUGGUUGGUAU